AUGGCAAGGCCGCAGAUUGGCAUCGACCGACUACCCGCCCGCCGCGUCUCCAACGAGCCCCGCGAGGCCAUGAACUGCAAAAGCUGUCGAAAGCGAAAGAUCAAGUGCAAUCGCACACGGCCGACCUGUGAAGCCUGUCAAGUGUUCAACUGCCCGUGUAUAUACGACGCUGUUCCCAAGAAGAGAGGCCCCAAGACCGACGUUCUCGAGGCCCUCUUGAAACGUGUCGACGGCCUGGAAAAGCGCUUGGUUUCCGAAGGCAAGAGCGAUGACCCAACCGAGACCGACCCCACCUCCCAGGACAGCACCACCUCAGCCGACGUCAAACGAAAAGAUCUUGCAUCCUCACAAUCGCCGCAUGCGUCCACGCCCCGUCGCGCGAGUGGCACCAACCAUGCAAACCAGUUGAUGUCGCCCAUCGAGCCAAGUAUACAGUCCCCGACCCUGGCUCCCGACCUACUUCUAGACACCUAUUUCGCCAGAAUCCAUGGAAAGCCCUACUACAUCCUGGACGAGUCGACCACGAGACAGCGACUGCAGGCCAAUCAGCUUCCCGGCCACUUAGCCUAUGCUAUUUACGCCGUGAGUGCCAGAUAUGCACCCCACUUCGGAGGAUACAGCUCUGCAGUGCGCAUCGGGCAAGAGUAUGCCCGUCGCGCUCGGCUGGAACUCGAGAUAGAUGAGCCCUCUAUCGAAACCUUGCAGACGCUCAUGCUCCUCUCGCAAGCAAGCUUCCAGCUGGGCAAAGGCAAGAAGACCUUCAUGCUGCUAAAUUCUGCCAUCAGCAUGGCCUUUGCGCUCGAUCUGCAUCGCGAACUACCGACCGGCAUCAAGGUCACACCCGCCGAACGCGAAGGACGACGCCGGCUCUUCUGGUCAUGUUACCUCAUGGACCGCUUCGCUGCAACCGGCUCUAAGCGACCCUCGUUAAUUGCGGAUGAAUCGAUUGUGCUACGAUUACCGAGCUGGCAGCUGCACUCUGGCGCAAUGCUAAUAGACGGAGACUACUUUCCAAACGGAUGCAAUUUGCAGUUCAUGGGCGGCACUGGAAAAGGUGGACAAGGAAGCAUGGGUAUGCUCAUUGGCAUAGCUCGCAUCCUGGGUAUAACAAACCGCUACCUUGCAGCGGGUGGUGUUAAAGGCGAUUCACAUUUCCCUUGGCACUCAUUAUCCAACCUAUCCAAAAUUCGCCAAGAGCUCGACAUAUGGGCAUCGGAGACGCAGGACACUUUCACCUCUAUCGAAGCUCUCUUUGGCCAACCCGACAGCACCAUACUUGUUCUCAGCAAGUUGAUCUACCAUCUCAUACAUUGCCUCAUCUACCGGCCUUUCCUCCCUGUCGACCUGGCUGAGCUUAGCCUUGCCACUUUCAACAUCGAACAACGGAACAACAUGUACAUGACCAGCGGCGUCAUCGGGAACGCUCAGGGCUACCAAAAGCAUUCCGCACCCUCACAACAACCACAAUACUCCAACGCACACCCGAACAAGAGAAGGAGAGCCACGACUUCAUCCUCGAAACCCCAAACCCAACCACAAGCUAUCCCCCCAACACCCACAUCAGCCACUCAUCCUCCUACCGUCCAUACUCACCGACCGUCGGAUGCUGGUACCUCGGAGUCAAACUCUAACCCAAGCCCGGGAGACUCUAGAACACAUCCUAAUGACUCCGGUGUACGACCUUACACCCCACCAUUGCCAAACAACUCCCUAAAUCCACCGAAUGCUAAUGGUGGCGGGCUUGCUCUUCCAUUCUCGCCGAACUUCUCGUUUUCUCCAUUGCCGCAGUUUGCGAGUCUGGCGCCAUCACCGGUGUCGCGUGCAGCGAACCUCCACCAAAACCAGGAUAACAACCAUGCAAUUCAUUUCGACCCUAUGCUGAGCAUGCCGACGCCGUACGAGCAGCACCCGACCCCCGGCGCAGGGAGCACAUCGGGCACAUCGGUGCACACAGACCCUGACAGCAAGGACCCUUUCCUCAGCUUGCUGGAACAACUUGCCGAGAACGAAGUCAGCAGGGGCGGUCCAAGCGAGCUGGACUUUUUCUUGAGCGGACAGAGCACCUGA
Alternaria infectoria is the source of this 2067-nucleotide messenger RNA. RefSeq lists its product as uncharacterized. The record is from RefSeq and is a predicted model, not a curated record. Gene Ontology annotation, molecular function: zinc ion binding; DNA binding; DNA-binding transcription factor activity, RNA polymerase II-specific. Gene Ontology annotation, cellular component: nucleus. Gene Ontology annotation, biological process: regulation of DNA-templated transcription; DNA-templated transcription. The transcript is spliced from 7 exons. NCBI's taxonomy places the organism in Eukaryota, Fungi, Ascomycota, Dothideomycetes, Pleosporales, Pleosporaceae. The coding region runs from base 1 to 2067 and encodes 688 amino acids.